Folsomia candida is the source of this 2592-nucleotide messenger RNA. RefSeq names its product RISC-loading complex subunit tarbp2. The coding region runs from base 1462 to 2412 and encodes 316 amino acids. Lineage: Eukaryota; Metazoa; Arthropoda; Collembola; Entomobryomorpha; Isotomidae. The record is from RefSeq and is a predicted model, not a curated record. The transcript has 5 exons.
UUCUUUGGACGAAUUUAUUGCAUCGUUUCAUUCAUCAUUAUCGUUUUAUUCAUACUUGAAUCAUCGCUCCUGCCGUGUUUUAGGGAAGUUUUUUUAUUACGAACUUGCUAAAGUAGGCCGGAAAACUUCCCGUGUUAGGUAGGAAAAUUACAAUAUUAUUGAUUCUGACAAUGCCAUUCGUUUGAAAAUGGUCACAGGCAAGGGUAUAUUUUUCCAUGGGAUACCCUUGUACCUCGUAGGAUACCCAUGAGAAUGGCGUAAAAACAACUUAUCUAUGACAUUGUAGAUCGUUGUAGUUCAAAGAAUUUGCACUUUUGUACUGUGUAAUUUAUGGAACCACCUUUACCAAGGUGUUCACAAAUUGCUUGCUAAUAACUUCCGGAAAGUAGUUAUCGGGAUCCUACAUCUAUAGCAGGGCAGAAUAUUUGCAUACAUGCGUGUGAAAUUGCAUAUGCCCUUUGACUAAGGCAGUUUUCGACAUGCAAUCCUACGGAAUUAUGAAACUUUGAUUUUUAAACCUCUACUCCAAAUAUGUAAAACUGCAAGGAAGGUCUCAAAGUAUUUAAUUUUCAAUCAUCAAUGGUAAGCAGUCGUGAUUUUAUAUAUUUUUUAUAGUUCAACAAGUGCCAAUGUCAUGUUAACUUUUGAUUGUUGUUAUAUUUUGAAUGGGGUAUAAAAAUGUCUACCAAAUUAUCGUUCGCCUUGGUCGCUAUCCUUAUUGCUCUAAUAAUUCCUAAAUUGAAAUUUUAACCAAAAAUGAAAAUGUUAACGUAUGUAUAUACGCAUACACAGAGACUCUUUGACCGAGUUUUCAAUAUUUGAGGUAGGAGGCUAAAAUACUGGAUACCGAUUUGGUAAGUCAGUGUGAAAUAUUUUGAGUUAAACUUGCCAUAAUUAACUUUUUAAAUAAAGAUUAACUAACAUUUCAUUGUUAUUGCCAAAUUAUUGGACUCAAUACUUAAAAACUAGCAACAAUAACAUAUCAAAAUCUGUAUGAAAAACGAUAAAUUAAUUCAUGACACUAAUUCCAAAGUUCUAAAAUUGCACAUGCAACUAAUAAUACAGCAUGCAGCAAUAAAAUCCAGGUGCAACAUUUCCAAGUCAUCUUUGUUCCUAAUUUUUGGACAGUUCUGAUUGAAAUAAUAGGUACGGUCAGGUUAUAAUUUGAAACUAAUUUAGCUGAGCUAGAAAUAUGACAUUCUAUUUAUAAUCGAAUUGCUUUACUUGAUUCUACGAAAUUUCUUACUAUUUUUAGUUUUUUAGCUUCGCAAACUUGAGAUCCUCGACUUGAGAGACGGAGUGGAGUGGAAAAUGUCAUUGAGAAAUGGCGAGGGAACCCAGCCAAACUACUUACUACACAUUUCUACCUGACUCUGACUCUGACUUUAAUUAAUUUUUCACAAUUUCUAAUCCUAGUGCACAUAUUAAAUUGCAAGGAGCUAUUUUAUACAAAUAGUUAAGAUGGCAGGAUCCCCUGGAAAGACCCCAGUCUCGCUAUUGCAGGAAAUUUGCACUCGGAAAAACUGCAAUCCGAAAUACGAGCUGCUGCAGGUUGAAGGGGCUGUUCACGAACCCGUAUUUCAAUACAGACUCUUUCUAAACUUCAAUGGUGCGGAUCUUGACACGACAGGUAAUGGUCGAUCGAAGAAGGAAGCAAAGCACAAUACUGCGCUUGCCAUGCUCUCUAUGAUGGGUGUAGUCUCUCAGGGAGCUUCUUCCAUGGAUCGUCAGGAGCAAGACGCUGUCGUUCCGGAUGGGAGUUCUACUAUCGAUGAUUCAGAUCUGGGAGGUUCAAACCCUGUUGGUUUGUUGCAGGAGCUAUGCAUGAAGGUUAAGCAUCCUCCGCCAACGUACGAGGUUCACUCUGAAGAAGGUCUUCCGCACGAGAGGAUUUUCGCAAUGGCGUGUCGCGUUGGUGAACAUUACGUCGAGAUUGGUCGUGGCAAAUCUAAGAAGUUAGCAAAGCGCCAGGCGGCCGCUUUAAUGGCUGAGCGUCUAAAAAAUAUUCCGUCAGAAACAACACAUGUGUACGACUUUGAUGAGGACGAUGACAAGAUCUGUGAGAGAAUCGCAAUGUUUCUUCAAAAGAAACCAAAAUCGGAUGCGGACGGAAGUCUACUUGCGAAAUGUAGGAAUAUCGCAAAACACAAAUUUGGCAACAUACAGAAAGAGGAAUCUGCCAUAGAAGACCCAAUCAAACUUCUAGACGGCAUGGAGGAUUCGUUCUUUAAAGCAAUUUAUAUUGAUUUCGACGAGCUUUCUACACGUGGCGAAUACCAGUGUUUCGUACACAUGACCACCGACCCCCCCAUUGUCGCCAUUGGAGAAGGUGCCUCUAGAGGCAUGGCCAAGAUCAAUGCAGCAAGGGACGCAGUUAACAUAUUUACGGAUUUGCUACUGGAGUCAAGCUAGCUUUCCAUAACAUAUACAUAUAAAUAUAUUUAACUUUAUAUCCUAAGAAUUUUUUUAUCAAACCCAGCAAAGUACGCUCAAGUUCCUAUUGUAAGUCUAUAUAUAUUGUAGCUAUAUUGCAAGUCUUGUUCAAAUAGCGAGCAAAUAAAAAAUACCCAAAGUUACAAAUUUCCGUACAUA